Gavialis gangeticus (Gharial) is the source of this 1880-nucleotide messenger RNA. It is a transcript of the gene TMED8, whose product is annotated as transmembrane p24 trafficking protein family member 8. Lineage: Eukaryota; Metazoa; Chordata; Crocodylia; Gavialidae. The record is from RefSeq and is a predicted model, not a curated record. The transcript has 8 exons. The coding region runs from base 327 to 1238 and encodes 303 amino acids.
UGCCAGGCCGCCUUUGGGCCUCCCCGGGGGUUUCCUUUGCGCUGGGGCCGGCCUCAGCCCGCCCUCGGCUCAGGGGUGGAGCGUCCUCCUGUUCCUGCAGUGCGGGCCCGAGGGCUCCUUUCUCCCUCGGGCAGAAGUCUCCUUCCCCCGCCCCCGAUGCCCGAGGCUCAUCCAGGGCCCAGCAUGCAGUCAAGAACAUGUGGGAGCUGUUUUUUCUAAACUGUCUUAGGUCCGGUAACUAAUGAAAUCAGCAAACGAUGGGAUAAUGAGUCGUCAGCCCAAAAUCCUGAACCUGCAGUCGCUUUGUUGGAGUCCAAGGCCUUGCCAUGCAGAGGCCACAGAUUGGAUUACCGAUAAAUACAGGCUCUGUAGAGAAUUCGAGAAGAGAGGAUGAUGCAUCAGAGGACCAGGUUGUGGCCAGACCUGGUGAGAAGCUUGCUGACCAGAUACAGCCCCUUAAGGAGCAGAGAACCCCAACUCGCAUAAAUACGAUGUUGAAAAUUGCAGCAAGAUUCAUACGGCUUUUUUUGAAACGUUGGGAUAUUGGUCGGUUAGCUGAGCCCAGAAGUUAUCCAAAGGAAGCCAUAGUGCAGAUGACUAACUACCGUGUGCUUCAAGGACCAGGUGAUAUUGUUAUGAUACAGUCAGAACACACAGGUGCAGUGGAUAUCCUCUCAGCAGAGCUGGAGACUGCAGACCUCCUUGGUGAGCAGAGGAAAGCUCAGCCACCACCUCUGGCUCCAGCCUCCACUUGGACCACUUGCAAGAUGAAGGAAUUCAAGACCAAAAUGGGAAAGGAGAAGAAUGGUCGGAUGGUGGUGAAACGGGGUGAGGUGGUGACAGUCCGGGUGCCAACCCACCCUGACGGGAAGCGUGUCUGCUGGGAGUUUGCAACAGAUGACUAUGAUAUUGGCUUUGGGGUCUAUUUUGACUGGACUCCUGUCACCAGCACUGCCAUUACUGUGCAGGUCAGUGAAUCAAGUGACGAAGAAGAUGAAGAGGAAGAGGAGGAGAUUGAAGGACUCACCCCAGUUGGAGAUGUGGAAAGGGGCUCCAAGAGCUAUCUGCGAAACCGCUAUGGUGAGAUCAUGCCUGUGUAUCGGAGGGACAGCCACCGGGACGUGCAGGCAGGCAGCCAUGAUUAUCCAGGCGAAGGCAUCUACUUGCUCAAAUUUGACAACUCCUACUCCCUCCUGCGCAACAAGAUCCUGUUCUUUCACAUAUAUUACACCAGCUGAGGGAGUGGAGGGGGCAAGGACAGCAGGCAGACAAGGAGUGAAAUGUUUGGAACAAGAAUCACAAAUUCUAUCUGGUUUGUGCCCAUCUGGAGUGAGGAAGUUUGGUCCCUGGGCAAGGAGUGUGGUGCCAGAUACUGACCGCUAAGCCUGGAGCUGAGGAAGCUUUACCAAGCAACAAAGCAGUCUCCUAGCAACUUUGACAAACAACAAUCUGCAGGAUGGAGAGCCCAGACUCCCAUUUUACAGCAACACACCCUUCGUGCAGCCUUUCAUUAGAUAAUGUCUUGUAGCUGGGCACAUAUAUAUUUUAAGACUUAUUUUCCUGUAAUCUGUGAUGGCUCUCAUCAAUCCUGGUCUGUGUGAUGUGAAUAUUUUUAAUGUCUUGUUACUUCAGAUUCAAGCUCUCUGCACCAAACUGCUGCUUUUUAUGUUUUCCCCAUGAGAUUAUUUUUAAAUAUAGAGGAUAUUUUACCAAAAUAUGGCACUGAAUGUUUAGCUGUCUGGUGCAAAUGAAAACUAUUUAUAGUGUGCUUGCUGUUUCUCUUAGGCUUAGUUUGUCUUUUUGUAUUUGGCACAGUGUGGCUGUUUUGUGAUAUUGUGUAUUAUUUAAGGUCUGAACUCUUCAAAUAAACUUUUUGCUAU